This is a messenger RNA of Danio aesculapii, 1036 nucleotides long. RefSeq names its product teneurin-3. Bases 92 to 1036 code for a protein of 314 amino acids. Lineage: Eukaryota; Metazoa; Chordata; Actinopteri; Cypriniformes; Danionidae. The transcript is spliced from 4 exons. The record is from RefSeq and is a predicted model, not a curated record. Gene Ontology annotation, cellular component: membrane. Gene Ontology annotation, biological process: signal transduction.
ACAACAGUAAGCUCACAGUUGGGCAGAGCCUGUGGUGAGCAAGCGCUCCGAUUGGUUGCCGCGUUGUGUUUCACCGCGUCAUGCGGGCAGGAUGGAUGUGAAAGAACGCAGGCCCUACUGCUCAUUGACUAAGAGCAGGAGAGAGAAAGAGCGCCGCUACACGGGCUCAUCGGGCGACAGCGAGGACUGCCGCGUGCCCACCCAGAAGUCCUACAGCUCCAGCGAGACGCUCAAGGCCUUCGACCACGACUCCUCACGCCUGCUUUACGGAGGCCACGUCAAAGAGAUGGUCCACCGAGAGGCAGACGAGUAUAGCCGCCAAGGACAAAACUUCAACCUGAGGCAGCUGGGAAUAUGUGAACCAGCCACACGUCGUGGCUUGGCCUUCUGUGCAGAGAUGGGCCUCCCCCACCGUGGCUACUCCGUUGGCGCAGGCUCAGAUGUGGACACUGAGAAUGAGGGGGUGAUGUCACCGGAACGUGCCAUGCGCCUCUGGGGCAGGGGUGUGAAAUCUGGCCGCAACUCCUGCUUGUCCAGCCGCUCGAACUCAGCCCUGACCCUGACUGACACCGAGCAUGAGAACAAAUCAGACAGUGAGAACGCACAAGAGUGUAGUCCACUCAGAGUGGCGUACGACCCUUCUUGCCCCACUCAUUUGCACCCCCCAGACUGGACAGAUUACAAGCAGACCCUGCUAGAAGCUCUAAGCCAGCCCUGGACACUGAUAAAAGAUCCAUUUGUUUCAUUUCUGUCCAGUGGUGGUGUGUAUGACUCUGGUCAUUCCAUCAGAGCUGACCAGAUCCAGUUUUGGACCCAGAACAAGCCCCUGAUGUCCCAGGACCAGAAACCUGCCUUGUUGCCCCUGGCCUGGCAUUCUGGCUCACACAGAGGAGUAGAUUUCCCUCCAUGCUCCCAAAUCGCCCUCUCAAUUCAAACAUCGAGUUUCCAGACUGAGAACUUCAGCAAAAAGCAAAGCCGUGCCCUUUCGGUGUUCGCAGAGGAGGCUGAUGAUGUCAGCACUGGAGGGGACGUCUGA